Molecule: messenger RNA, 6403 nt
Organism: Lucilia cuprina (Australian sheep blowfly)
Lineage: Eukaryota; Metazoa; Arthropoda; Insecta; Diptera; Calliphoridae
Exons: 3
Coding region: 1973-6094 (1373 amino acids)
Source: RefSeq, a predicted model, not a curated record
AUCAUAAGUACUUUUUGUAUAUCUUGAAUCUUUGACCAAACCAAUAAGCUACAUGAUAUAUCCACAAUAGAGGAAACUUAACACAUGGUAACACUGCAUACAAUCCAAUAGGAAUAAUUGUUUAAAACACUCUCUGUUUUUGGGGUAGAGCAGAAGAAAAAAACGCCGCAUGUUUAACCAUAAGAGGGUUCAUUUUGAAGCAACAACAAUGAACUACAAAAAGUAAACAAACCGAAAUACAGCUGGUCGAAUUGUGAGCAAACAAUAGACAGGCAGCAAAAAGUAUCUGAUAGAUACUCACGCUAAAACGACAAUCAAAUGUAAACAGACACUAGUGUAUGCAAGUUUAGUUAGUAACGAGAACUUGAGCCGGUUGGUUGUACAAGCGAAUGAGAAUUCAAUAGAAAAAGAUACAAAUUUAAACGAGGUACUAAAAAGUUUAUGUUUUAACGUUUUUUUCUUUUAUAACAAUUCAAAACGUAAAUUUUGUUGAAUUUGGAAAUUUGUUUAUUAUAAAAAAAUUGCGCGUUUUUUUGAAAACUAAGAAAAGCAGCUGCUUAUUUGGUGGCAAAAAAUAUAUAAAAAUAAUUUUUCACUAAUUAAAGGUUUAGUUAACUAUUGUUAUAAAAACCCUGGUUAAUCCCCUAAAUGUUUGUUAUUAAUAAAAAGUAAAAAACCAAAAAGUGUUAAUCAGUGUCUAAAAAUUCUUUUUGGGGGUUGUUCUAUAUUGCUAAAACCAAAACUACAACAAAAUAGUUGUUUUCUUUAUACCCAUAAAACGAGUGUAAAUAGUGUAACUGUCAUCAACCCUGUAAAAGUCUUUUAACAAUACUGUCAAAUUUUGACAUAUUUUUUGACAGCUCAACAAUUAUUUGAAAAAAAAUAAACAUACCAAAACGUGUUUAAAUGAAAAUUACUAAGAAAUUUUAUUUAAAAUUAAAAAAAAAAUACUAAAUUAUAACUAAAGUGUAAUGAAACAUAAUUAAAGCGAAACAACUACUACAGCAACAAUAUAAAAUUUAAAUUUAAUAAAGUUUUUAGAGCACAACCAUAAAAAAUAGAAAUUUCAUUUCAUUUUUUUUUAUAAAUUAAUUACCUGCAACAAAGAAAAUUAAAAAGUAGAAAAACACCAUAAAGCAAAUUAAAAUUAAAAGUGAAACAGUUUCAAGUGUCAACUGCAAAUAAAACAAAAAAAAAAAAAAAAUAAUUAUUACUCAUUUAAAAUACUUGGUAUUCAUUUAUCUAACUAAAAACAUAAUAACAAAAAAUUUAGCAAUUAAAAAAAAAUAAAAAAAAAUUUGGCUGUUAACCACUUUAUUUACUUUAACCAUUUGGAAUCUUUGAAAAAAUUUCGUUCGCUAUCUAUCAACUUAAAAAAAAAACAAAAGCAUUUUAUACGUUUUUUCUUCAACUUGGUACCUCUACCAUAUACUACGCUUCUAUUUAACUAAAAUAAACGUUUAUUUGCCAGUAACCAACCGUUAUCAGGUGUUUACUUUUUUAAUUUUAUUUUUUCAUAUACUUUUGUUGGGAAUUAAUAAACAUCAACAUCAUCAAGACAUUCAAUUGUGGACAACUCAGUUAGAGUUUUCGUACGGUUUCAUAGAUCAAGCAACUACUACUACAGCAGGAGCAGCAACAACUUCUUUUACAACUAUUGCUACUUUACCAGAUGCUGAUGAUGAUUAUUAUUGUUGUUUGGAAAGAUAAAAACAACCGCCGCUAAUAAUUGUAAUGAUUGGUAAAUGGAAUAACGGCAUGUUAAAAAGAAAUUAAGAGGAAACAAUAUUAAACUUCUCACACACAGGAAAUACGGAAUACAUUUGGAAGAUUCAAUGCACUUCAUUAUAAGUCAAACAAACUCUUUAGCAUUUCCUCCUCCUCCUUCAACUCAAACCCAAAAUCCAAUUCCAUCUCUAUCAACAUCACCCAGCAAAACUUUUAAUUUCCCACAAAACACCUUCGAAGCGUCAUGUCAGAACCAGUCAGCAAUGAUGUUAGCACUGAAUCAUUAUGUACAGUUAUAGAAACGAGCAGUAACGAAUAUUUAUCGAAUAAACUUAAAGAUCCACUUAAAAGUAUAUCAUUAGAAUCGUUAGAUACGAACAAACGUAAUUCAUUUAACGACUCGCAGACCAUAAAUCACAAAAGUAACGGUUGUCUGCGCAACAGUUCACUGGAUGAAGGCUGUGAUACAGAUGCCACAGAUCGUUCUUUUAAUACGACAGAAGAAGAGGACGGUGGUAGUAAGAAAGAGAUAAAAACAAAACUAAAAAAAUCGGUUUCUUUUGAUCCGAAUGAUGAGAAGAUUAGGAAGUUUAUAACGGGUGAACCAAUUGUCGAUCAACAGAAUCCAUUUAAAACUAAUGGUUAUUUGAGUAACGGCAACGCUAAGCGAAAGGAGAAGAAAACUCCUCCUCCCGUGCCAGCGAAACGUUCCACUUUAAGUGUACGCAAAACCGUAACCCAACAACUAAGGGAACGUGAGCGUGAAAAGGAGAAAGAAAGAGAACGUUUAAAAAACGAGGCUAAUAAUCGUAAAAGUAACGGCAUUAUCAAAUCCCCCUCGGAUGAGUUUGUAACCACAGAAGAAGUUUUAAAACAAUCCAAAUAUGUUAAAACGUAUAUAAAAAAUCCCGAUCCAUAUUUUGUCUAUGACCCUACAGUAUUAGCAAAAAUUAAAUUUGAGGAAUUAAGAGAAAUAGCUUUAAAAAAGCCACCAAAGAAGUUACCACAACCCGUUAAGGAACAGCAACGCGAUAGAUUUAAAGAUUUAAAAAAUCGACAAAACGACAUUAAACCCAAACUACCCUUGGCAUUUAAGAAAUGCUCCAAGCCUAACUAUCCUGAAUUAUCUGAUUUGAAAAUUAAAACCGGCACUGAUCUCGAAGACAGCCUUUACAAUCCCUUGGAAGUAAGCAAGAAUGCCAAGAAAUUUGAUGAAAGAGUAAAGAAAUUACAUAUUUCAUCCGAUGAUGAUCUAGAUGAAAUAGAAGAACCUUUAACAAAAAGUGAAUCCAGUGAUGACAAUAAUAUGAUCAUGAGCCAGGCGAAAAGCAAAGAAGAACAAGAAGAAAAAAUGCCACAAAACGAGGAGGGUAACGUCAGUCGAGAACCUUCCCCUCCACCACAAGGUACAUUUACCAAUACUAUUAAAUCGAAAGAAUUUCAAGAAUAUCUAGAGAAAAAAGGUUUAACCUUAAUACCCAAAAAGAUACCUAACGGUGCCCAAAACAUGUAUGCCAAACCACAACCCACUACCAUUAAACAGAUCAGUUUUAAAGCUGAACCCGAACGUAUACACUUUUCGCAUGGUCUAGAUGCAGUAGAUGGUGCAGACAACAAUAAUCGUAAACCCUCGGUAUUUCAAAGAUUAUUGGCCAAUAGCAUAUUUGCUUCUAGAAGAAAGACCACACCUAAAGAACCUCAACCUAAUCCGAAAACGGUGUAUGAUUUUAAUAAACCCAAUAAUUAUCAAGAAAAUGGUUCUAUAAAACCCAUUAAGAGAGUUGUAUUGGAAAGACAAAGUUUCCAUGGUCGGCCUAAAACGGGAAAUCUCUUAAGUCCAGCCGAGGCUUUGGAAUUGAAACAACAAAUGGAAAGAUCGCGCAAAAGUUAUGCUAGCGGUGAUAAUCUUUCAGUUUCCAUCUCAAGUGCUUUAACAGAUGCUGAAAAUAAUGAAAACAAUGGUUCUACUGAAAAUCCCUCUAUCAAUAAUAAACCCCACAAUCCUACCCUCACACCCGGCUUAAGACGUAAGGAGUUGCAAAUUAAAACCAUAGCAAAACCACCACGCAGAACUCUUUCAAGGGAGCGCAUGAAUAAGCAUGAAGCCAAUCAUAAGACGGUGUUGAGCGAAAGACCUACUACGGUAAAUAACAAUUUAUAUACUUUACCCCGUGAAAAUCCACAAAAGAAUGAUACGAAUUUCCGACGUUCUUUGGAACGACAAAGUAUGAUACCCAAAAGAACCCAACAAACUGCUGACCGGCAACAGGUGUUCCCCAGAUCCUCUUCUAUGGAUCGCAAUGAGAUUUUAAGAAGAAAUGCUGCAAGAGUACAACAACAGAGGUCGAAUAGUGUUACGGGUGAUACGCUUCUAGCGCCAGCGCCCAUUACCACACGAACCAAGGAAAAUCUCAAAGAAACCUCAUUCCCGGUUAAUGAGGGUCCUGCUAUGACCUCAACACCCAUCAGAGAUGGUCAAGUUCCCAGAAUGGGAGAAUCCAAAACUAUAUCUCCUAUAUCUUCUAUACCAAAAAAAGCCUCGCAGUUGGGAGUAUAUGUCGAUCAGCAGGAAUGGGAAAAGUUGAGAGCAAUCAAAGAGCAAACCGAUAAAGAAUUGUAUUUCAGAGUAAUGCAGCAGCAACAAAAAUUGCAGCAACAACAGGCUACGAUGGCCCAGAAUCCCAUAAGCGAUAAACAAUUGGAAAAUAUUUAUGAACAUUUACCCGGAGGUUCCCAGGUGCGUUUGGCGCCCCAAAACGAUGGCAGCUUUACAAGAGGUUCUCCUCAGCGUAAUACCUUUUCAGGUGUAAUACGCUCCAACAAUAGACAGGUAAAGAUAAUAGAUGGCAAGCCUAUAGUGGGCAAUGAACCCUUAACAACCCAACAAACUUUGCAAAAUACACCUACACGCUGUCAAAGUGUCUUAGAUGGCAUGAUACAGACCCAAGCCAAUACAAAACGAGGCUAUGAAAGUGAAACGCCCGAAACCCCGGUGGUCUUGAGAAGAAAACAAGAUGAGGGCGCCCAACCCACGAGACGCAUAGGCGGUCUUUUAACUAGGGAAGAAAUAUUGCAGAAAAUUAAGGAGUUUUGCCGCAAAUCCCUUAACAAAACACCCACAAACCAACCAAAUCCGCCGCUACAAUCGAUUUAUGAAAAACAGCCAACAGAUCUUUCACCAGUAUCAUAUGUCUCCGUAGAGACUCACCAAAGGCCAGCGUCGAGAAUGUAUGCUGCUCCACAGGUGCCUCAGCGUAUGCACAGCUUGCCCACAGCCACUGGAGGCGGUCAUUUUGUUCCUAUUGCCCAAGAAAUUGUCACCGAUCCCAAUACGAAUUCACCCAUUUAUGCUCAUGUAGUGAAACGUGGCAGUUUACAGUCCAAUCAAUCGGAAUUGUAUGAAAUUCCUCAACGGACACUGGUAGCGGCAGGGCAACCAACUCAAUAUUUGGUGAGAAGAGAACCGGAAUUGAAACCGGUCUAUAUACGACAAGGAACUUUACACAGACCCGAAAGUGCCUUUUCCCCAGCGGCCACACAAUAUAUAUUAGUAGAUGGAGACAAAUUGCAACCAGCACAAAUAAUAACAGCCUAUCCACAGAAUGAAUUGUAUGCCCAGCCACAAUAUAUAAGACCACAUCAGCUUCAAAAUAUGCCUAGUGCUGCUUAUGGUUAUAUAACGGUAAGAGAGCCGGUGCUACACCAGCAACAGCAUCCGCAACAACUGCAACAGCAACAUCAAAUUAUACGUCCCCGUUUGCACGACGGUCGUAGUACUCCAUUGAUACUUGAUCGUAGUUCAAGUCAACAAGUGAGUCAAAUCUAUUGGACGCCCCAACAUCAGAGACUACAACAUACCCAGCAGGCUGGACUAUUAACCGAUCAGAUUAGUCCACGUUACGCUCUCAAACAGUCUUAUGUGAUGUCAAGUCCCCAACAACAGCAACAGCAGCUACAACAACAACAAAAUCGUGCUACACCAACAAUAAUGAUGCUACAGCAAACCCCACAACAAUCACAACAUUCACCAUUGCAGCUAACCAGUGGCAGCAGCAAUAACAUUCCAACACAACAACGUCAGUAUUCACCCAUUAUAAGGGAAACUACACCCAACCAACAACAACAACCACAAUAUCUGCAAUUACAACUUAACAAUAAACCACAACAACCACAAAUACAAGAAAUCAGCACAUCGCAUACAGUACGAAGACAAAGUCCCGCUUUUGAUUGGGAAAGUGGUUCGGAGGCGGGAGAAGUGCAAAGAAUUAUGGAGAAGCAACAACAAAAUGGUGAGUUAAAACGUACAACACUGUUAAGGAAUUUGAGGCUGAAAAUGGCACGUUUAGUUGGCAACACUAGAAAGUAGUUUAGUUACUAAUAAAAUGAAAAAAAGCAAAUUGCAAAAAUACAAAAAAAAAUUUAUUUAACUAAUUAAAUUAAUAAAGAAAAUAAAGUGCUAUGUUUAUGUUUAAGUUUAAAACUAAAUAACAACUAACUUACUAAUAACGAUUCUAUGGUUUAAUAACUUAAGCAUGUUUAAAUAAAAUUUUAUAAUUAAUUUAUAGGUAUUUGUUUGCUCCCCAAAUUACACUAAUAAUAAAUAACAAAUUUCCAAUGUUCGAAAUAAAAUUUUGUUACAUUGUUAAAUAAUUAAUUACUUUAAAUAAAGUUUUUU